Molecule: messenger RNA, 3897 nt
Organism: Cotesia congregata
Lineage: Eukaryota; Metazoa; Arthropoda; Insecta; Hymenoptera; Braconidae
Source: the annotation of a GenBank genome assembly
AUGGGUGAAAAUGAUAAUAUAAAUAAAUUAACAAAUGGUGAACAAAGUGAUGUUGAUUCACCGAAUCCACCAGCCAUGGAAAAAUUAAUUCCUGACUUUGAAAGUUUUGAUGACUUUCUUAAGGCUGGAUUUAGCGGAGUUGGAAAUGGAAUCAAGGCGGCAAACAGCUUACCGAAAGGCGAGAAUUUUCAGUACUACUCAUGCUUUCAAGCCUUUAAAAAUUUUCGAAUAAAGCAAACUAAAAAAAUAAGCGAAUUAAUGCAAUCUAUCGUAGAGAGAGCUGGAACCGCAGGUAGUAUGACAGAUCGUGACACUGACGAAAAAUUUAAGCUUUUAAUAGACACCAACGACAUUUUUCUGGAUCGAACAAGUGUUCUGCUGGACGAGGAGGCGGGAAUAAAAAAGAACCUUGACGUAGAAUUGAUCGUAACAUCUACCAAGACAAAUAAUUACGGCUCGUGGAAUACAUCAACAGUAAACCAAAGCCCCAAGGCUGCUGGUACACAAAACGCACAAGCAAUAAGACUUCUAGCAGCUAAAAAUGUCCAGCGACCCCAGUUGUCUUUCAAAGACAAAAUUGACAACAGUUCAAAGCCCUGGGAGCCGCGAAUUAAGGACAAGCCAAACAGCUUGAAACCUCUGGGAAUUUAUUUGAUUGACGGAAUCAACGGUCAAGUCUUUUGUCAUCCCUAUGAAUUUGAACUGGACCGAUUUUCACCGCCAGAAAAGCAAUUAAAGAAAGAAAAACCUAUCAAGUAUAAAUCCCUUGAACAAACUCCUUUGAUAGUAAUAGAAACACUAGAAGAUUUACAAAUAAUGAUUAAAGAUUUGGAGAAAUAUGACGAAAUAGCUGUCGAUUUAGAACAUCAUUCAUACCGUUCAUUCUUGGGGAUAACGUGUCUCAUGCAAAUAUCAACCCGAGACACUGAUUAUUUAGUAGACACUCUGUCGUUAAGGUCAGAGUUACAUUUACUCAAUGAAAUAUUCACCAAGCCGUCAGUAUUAAAAGUAUUUCAUGGAGCAGAUCUGGAUAUCCAGUGGCUUCAACGCGAUCUUUCGCUUUACGUCGUUAAUAUGUUCGAUACUCAUCAAGCAGCUAAGCACUUGAACUUGCCUUACCUCAGCUUGGCUUAUUUAUUAAAAACCCACUGCAAAGUCGACCCCAACAAACACUUUCAACUGGCAGACUGGCGUAUCCGUCCUUUACCCGAAGAGCUGAUGAAGUACGCGCGAGAAGACACGCAUUACUUACUCUACAUCAAAGAUAUCCUUCAAAAUGCUUUGAUCGACGCAGCGAAUGGACAGACGAAUAUUCUGAAGGCUGUUUAUGACCGUGGAGUUGAUAUUUGCAAGAAAAUUUACGAGAAGCCAAUAUGUGAUGAAACCAGCUGUAUGAACAUGUACCGUAAGAGCCAGAAGAUGUUCAAUAAUAAGCAGUUGUACGCGUUGAAGGAGCUGUUUGCUUGGCGAGAUGAAACUGCUAGGCAAGAAGACGAUAGUACUGGUUACGUUUUGCCGAAUCAUAUGUUGCUGAAUAUUGCUGAGACCUUGCCCCGUGAAAUCCAGGGUAUUCUGGCGUGUUGUAAUCCUAUUCCUCCGUUAGUUAGGCAGAAUUUGUUGAAGCUGCAUAAAUUGAUUCUUAAGGCGAGAGAACAGCCACUGAUAAAUCCGGUGCUGCAGCAGGAAUUGAGGCCGAGGUUAAAUUUAAAUAAUCAACCUGCAGAUUCUGAUAUCUGGAUGUGGUCGCCGCAUGAUAAUAUUACUGGAGUUGAUGUUCAAGCUAAUUUACCUUGUCUGAUUAAUGACGAGGAUCAAGAAAGUUCCAGUAUGGACACCAGUGAUGAUAAGAAAAAUGAUAAAAAUUUAGAGAAAAGUAGGAAAGUAAAACAUCAAGUGACGGUGUUUGAUAGCUCGGCUAGUUCUGAUGAUGAAGACUCCGCUGCCAGGAAAAAACUUUUGAAAGCUAAGAAAUUAUUUGUCAGCCCGUUCCAGAGGUACAAACUUGUGAUUCCCAUGAUUGCAGCAAUAGAAGAACUGGAGCGUAAGAGGAAAGAAGAAGAGGAGAAACGGACUGAGGAAACUAAGACGAGACUGGCUGAAAGAGAAGCUGCGGAUAAUGCUGAGCGUGUCGAACGCAUUCAUGAACACUUUAUGAAUGUUGUCAGUCAGAAUGAUGAAAUCAGUCCUGUUAAACCAUUAAAUGCUUACGCAAAUUCAGACUUGAAACGAAAAGCGCAAAAGGCUUUGAAUAGAAAAGAGUUGGAGGAAAAGGGUAUGCUGCCUAAACAAGAUUUCAAUUACAAAGAAGUUGAUUUCUCCAGUUUUCAGGGCGGUAGUAAAACUUCUUCUGCUAAGAACGCGCCUUUUAUGCAGCAGCAGAUUGUUCAUUUAAAUAAAAGUCAAAUUGGUGUAACGCGUGUCAAUAUGAAGUUCUAUUUCUAUCAAGGGAUACUUAGUAUUAGUGUUAACCAGACAAAUAUAUAUAAUAAUACAAGAACUAACAACGAAAGCACUGUCAUUGAACGAAAAAGAUUUUUUAGUUGGCCAAAUGGCACAAAAAUAAAAUCCCCCGCGACUGUUCCUAGAAAAUUAUUUAAAAAGGGGAAAGUUGAUUGUUUUGGAUUCGGAGCAUCAAUUGCUAAUGGAUUUGACUGGCUGUUUCAACCUGGAGGCUCACAAGCUCAUGAGCUGGAUAUAAAAUUUUUUUUAACUUCAAGAAAUCACCCUCACCGUGUGCUUGUUUUAACAGGAAAUCAAUUUGGUCUAGAGUGGACGGACUUUAAAAUUGAACGUAAGACAAUUAUUAUCGUUCAUGGAUUUCUAUCGGAUGGAGAAAUGUCUUGGUUACAAGACAUGGAUCAAGCUUUUCGUUUAUGGUGGACUGGAGUGCUCACGGCAACACCUGGAAUUAUUAUAAAGCUGCUACUUUUAUCCCACAUUGUAAAUGCAACGGAAUCAGCAUCUCCAGAGUCUCCGAAAACUAACUGGGGUUUGAUUCACAUGGUCGGGCACAGCCUGGGAGCUCACAUAUGCGGAGUAGCGGCUGAUGAAUUUAAAAAGUUUAAAUCGUCAUGGAAAAUUACACGGAUAACUGGACUAGAUCCGGCUCAGCCAUGUUUUUCAAACAGUAGUCUCUCAUUAGACGUUUCUGAUGCUCCGUUUGUUGAUAUCAUUCACACAAACGGACAAUUAAUGACAAAGCUUGGUCUGGGUCUUCCAGAGCCGAUAGGUCAUGUGGAUUUUUAUCCCAACGGAGGGAAAGCUCAGCCUGGCUGUCUCAUCCACCAUGGAUCAGCUCUUUAUUUUAUCCAUCUUCCAAAGCAUCUAAUAAAUGAAGCUAUUUGUAGCCACGGACGCUCAUACGUAUAUUUUACCGAGUCAAUAAACGCAGCGAUAUUAAAAGACGGGAAAUUUUGGUCUCACGCAUGGGAUGGAUCAUAUCGGAGCGCUGUGCAAUUAAUCAAUGAAAGCUGCGAUUCAAAUACUUGCAUCGAGAUGGGAAUCAAUUCAAACAAUUAUUUGACACGUGGUUCAUUUUUUACCGUUACUUCUAAAUCUAAGCCUUACUACUAUGUUGAUGACAGAGACUUAUCAGAGUUAAUGGACCAACUACGGAAUGAUUUUAGCGAUGAGAAAUAUUCCCGUUCUACCCGCACACUCGCCAAUCCACCAUCCGUCCGGUUGUUUCUCAUGUAUAGUAAUCAAAUCACCCGGUGUAAGGCUCAAUUCAUCAUUAAGAUUAGCCGCGUACUGAUAAAUAGCACGACACUGCUCAAGCUGAUCAUGUUUAUUAUCUCCCAUAUCAGAAACGUCAACAUCCUGAUUGUUAUUAUCUUCAGACUGGCUGCUGAAUUCAUCAAAAUCGCUAAAGUCUUCUUCAUCCGGAGGAUUUUCCGA